CGCCGGGGGACAGCGGGGACACCGGGAGGGGUGGCAGCGGGACCCCGGGAUGGCACUGGGGACACCGAGAUGGGGGCAUCAGGAUGGGUGGUGUGAUGGACACUGGAAUGGAUGGCCUUAGGGACAUCGAGAUGGCAUCAGGGACACCAGGAUGGCAUCGGGGAUAUCAGGAUGGGUGGUGUCAUGGACACUGGAAUGCAAGGCAUCAGGGACACUGGGAUGGCCUCAGGGGCACCGGGAUGGCAUCAGGGACAUCAGGAUGGCAUCAGGGACAUCAGGAUGGGUGGUGUAGUGGACACCAGCAUGGAUGGCCUUAAGGACACUGGGAUGGCCUCAGGGAUACCGGGAUCAGGGACAAUGACUCCCCCCCCCCCCCCCCGGCUCUGGUGGUGGCACAGCCGGGUGUGAGGCUGUCACGGUGUCACACGCACCCGAAGCGUGGCUGUGCAUCCUGGCACCCGCGGUGGGUGCCCCGGGCAAUGCCCGGCCUGGCGGGGGGCCCUGCUGCCUGUCCCCGGCGCUGUCCCCUCCUGGCCGGUGACAGGGUGCGCGUGGCUGAUGUCACCCGCCCCCCUCCCUCCCUGUUUCCUCUUUCACUCGAGCCCUCCCGGCAGCUCCAGCCGUGGGAGCCCCGAGGAGGACAAGGAGGAAAGUCCCGGCUCGGGGGUCGCAGGGGGUGGCCGGGACCUGCCGGGGUUCCCCGUGGGGCUGGGGGUGCCCGGGGUGUGCCCGGGGUGUCCCCCCUGUCCCCGGGGGAGGAUGCUGGCGGCGGUGCUGAGGAAGAGCCGCGUCCUGAGCGCUGGAGCCAAGUGCUGCGAGUGCGGGGCCUCCCUGUCCCACCAGUACUACGAGAAGGAUGGGCGGCUGUACUGCAAGAAGGAUUACUGGGCACGCUUUGGGGAGCUGUGCCACGGCUGCUCCGAGCACAUCACCAAGGGGCUGGUCAUGGUGGCUGGGGAGCAGAAGUACCACCCCGAGUGCUUCAGCUGCCUCAACUGCCGCACGUUCAUCGGGGACGGGGACACCUACGCGCUGGUGGAGCGCUCCAAGCUCUACUGCGGGCACUGCUAUUACCAGAUGGUGGUGACGCCGGUGAUCGAGCAGAUCCUGCCGGAUUCCCCGGCUUCCCGCAUCCCACACACCGUCACGCUCGUCUCCAUCCCCGCCUGCUCCGACGGAAAACGCGGCUUCUCCGUGUCCAUCGACCAGGGCUGUGGCACUGAGCACCCCCGCACCGUCCGUGUCCGAGAGGUGGACCCAGACUGCAUCAGCCCUGACAUGAAGAACUCCAUCCACGUGGGCGACCGCAUCCUGGAGAUCAAUGGCACCCCCAUCGGCCACGUCCCCCUGGACGAGAUCGACCUGCUGAUCCAGGAGACCAGCCGCCUGCUCCAGCUGACCAUCGAGCACGACCCCCACGAGCCCCUUGCCCGGGAGCCGGGGCUGGCCGGGAGCCCCCUGCCUGCCCCGUGCAGCCCCCUGCGCUCCCCGGCCCCCCCGGAGCCCGCGGCCAUGCGCCAGCGCGCUGUCACGAGGAGCUGCAGCACGGACAAGUCCCCUGGCUCGGGCUCCGUGGGCUCCCCCGCGUCCCAGCGCAAGGACAUCGGGCGCUCCGAGUCCCUGCGCGUCGUGUCCCGCGCCCACCGCAUCUUCCGCCCCUCCGACCUCAUCCACGGGGAGGUGCUGGGCAAGGGCUGCUUCGGCCAGGCCAUCAAGGUGACCCAUCGGGAGACGGGCGAGGUGAUGGUCAUGAAGGAGCUGAUCCGCUUCGACGAGGAGACACAGAGGACCUUCCUCAAAGAGGUGAAGGUGAUGCGCUGCCUGGAGCACCCCAACGUGCUCAAGUUCAUCGGGGUGCUGUACAAGGAGAAGAGGCUCAACUUCAUCACGGAGUACAUCAAGGGGGGCACCUUGAGGGGCCUCAUCAAGAGCAUGGACAGCCACUACCCCUGGAGCCAGCGGGUCAGCUUCGCCAAGGACAUCGCUGCCGGCAUGGCCUACCUCCACUCCAUGAACAUCAUCCACCGUGACCUCAACUCCCACAACUGCCUCGUGCGGGAGAACAAGAGUGUGGUGGUGGCUGACUUUGGGCUGGCGAGGCUGAUGGUGGACGAGAAGAACCAGCCCGAACAUCUCAAGAACCUGAAGAAACCGGACCGCAAGAAGCGAUACACAGUGGUGGGGAACCCCUACUGGAUGGCCCCCGAGAUGAUCAAUGGGAGGAGCUACGACGAGAAGGUGGACAUCUUCUCCUUUGGCAUCGUCCUGUGUGAGAUCAUCGGCCGGGUGAGCGCCGACCCCGAUUACCUGCCCCGCACCACCGACUUCGGCCUCAACGUCAGGGGCUUCCUGGAGCGCUACUGCCCCCCCGCCUGCCCCCCCAGCUUCUUCCCCAUCGCCGUCACCUGCUGCGACCUGGACCCCGAGAAGCGGCCGUCCUUCGCCAAGCUGGAGCAGUGGCUGGAGACCCUCCGCAUGCACCUGGAGAUCCACCUGCCGCUGAGCUCCCAACUGGAGCAGCUGGACCGAGCCUUCGGGGAGACGCACCGGCGGGGGGAGGGCGGGGUCCCUGCGCCCCCCCGAUAGACCCCCACCCACCCGCCCACCAACACCCCUCCGGAGCGGCGGGAGAAGGAGCUGCACCCGCCGCCAGCACCUCCUGGGGCUGCCCCCACCCCACCCCCGGGGCUGGACCCCCGGGGCUCCCUGGAUGCAUCCCCCCCCCCCCCCC
This is a messenger RNA of Pipra filicauda (Wire-tailed manakin), 2731 nucleotides long. RefSeq names its product LIM domain kinase 1 (gene LIMK1). The coding region runs from base 559 to 2586 and encodes 675 amino acids. NCBI's taxonomy places the organism in Eukaryota, Metazoa, Chordata, Aves, Passeriformes, Pipridae. The transcript is spliced from 15 exons. The record is from RefSeq and is a predicted model, not a curated record. Gene Ontology annotation, cellular component: nucleus; neuron projection; cytoplasm. Gene Ontology annotation, biological process: actin cytoskeleton organization; protein phosphorylation; positive regulation of stress fiber assembly. Gene Ontology annotation, molecular function: ATP binding; protein binding; protein serine/threonine kinase activity.